CAUCCAGCAGAUGUACAAUGCACAAUGGCGACUGCUCAGAAAGAUGCAAAUGCAUUUGAUGAUGCCUCACAUCACAAAUCAGGGCAUGAUCCUUUUGGGCGGCUGGAGUACAUGGUGAUUGAUGCUUUCACUGACCGCCCCUUUGCGGGCAAUCCGGCCGCUGUACUCCAGCUGCCCUGCUGGCCCGAAGAUACAGCAUGGCUGCAGCUUGUGGCAAACGAGUUCAACCUCUCUGAAACAGCCUUUUUAGUAAAGCGCGAUGUCAAGAGCGGAGGGGCUGUAGCUGCCAGCGUGUCACAAGAUUCAGCAAGCACGCCGGCGUCAGAGAAGGAGUCAGCUGACUUUGACCUGCGGUGGUUCACCCCAACUGUGGAGGUUGACCUCUGCGGCCAUGCCACUCUCGCCUCCGCCCACUUCCUCUGGGCCAGCCGCACAUCACAAGCAUCUCUCAUCAGGUUCCACACCGCCAGCGGUGUGCUGACUGCUCGGCGCGUGAACUCUGACUCCCCCUCUCCUUCAAGCAGUGGAGACCUACAAGUAGGACCAAUUGAACUGGACUUUCCUACGGUGGCCCCGGAACCCUGCCCCGAUUUGCAAGACAAGGUGGCAGAUGCGUUGGAAACCUCGGCGAUCAUCGCGGUCAUGCGCAGCCGCUUUGAUGUCCUGGUCGAGCUGACGGACGUGGACAGCGUAAGGAGGAUCACACCAGACUUUCGCAGCCUGGCGGCAGUCAGUGGCCGUGGUGUCAUUGUGACAGCCGCAGCAGGGACAGCCCCAAUUGACGGGAGACAAGUGGACUUUGUCUCUCGAUUCUUUGCACCGGCAAGCGGUAUUGACGAGGACCCAGUGACUGGCAGCGCCCACUGUACACUGGGACCAUACUGGGCUGAAAAAAUGGGAAAGGUCGAGCUCUUGGCUUAUCAGGCCUCUCGACGAGGAGGCCAUCUGAAAGUCAUUGUGGAUUCAGAUGCGCGCCGGGUACGCUUACAAGGUACAGCUUUUGUGACUACGAGUGGCAUCCUCCGGGAUGCGAAUCUGGCAUUUCAGACUUUGAAGUAGGCUUGAAAGCAGGGCAGAAGAACAAACCUGCGCCCGGAGCUUGACAGCGACAAGCUCAGAGCUUAUAGCCAUUGAUCACCUACGACAACGUCGGGGCGGAGAUUGUUUUUUUGCAGCGGAUGCCUUCUCAAAAAAUCCUUCUCGUUGAUGAGCUCGAGUUCGUUUGCACCUGGG
Molecule: messenger RNA, 1233 nt
Organism: Klebsormidium nitens
Lineage: Eukaryota; Viridiplantae; Streptophyta; Klebsormidiophyceae; Klebsormidiales; Klebsormidiaceae
Source: the annotation of a GenBank genome assembly